UGCGUAGGGGCUGGGCAGAUGAAUGCGGAAGCACCGUUAGCAUCGUUAGCCUCAUUAGCUUCGUCAGCUGCAGACCGAUGCUAACACCGCCUUAAACGCUGCGGGAACCAGACGAGUGUUCUUGGCCUGUGGAGUUUUUCUUCGUACGCAAUUUGCGAGAUGAGGGCCCUGACUUUGCAGCCGGUAAACGUUGCUCCAGGGGAGCAGCGGCAGCAGCAGGCAACAUGUGGGAGGAGUUUGUGCUCCAACUAUGCUCCUCUGAGUCUGGAGAAUAAGAUCUUAGCUCAGACCUCUCUUCAGAUGUCCAAGCCCUCCUCCUGCGCCUCUCUCCAGCCCUCCAGUCUCUCCUGCACGUCAUCCUCCCUCCUCUCCUGCUCUUCCCUCUUGCCCUCCAUCACCUCUUCCCUCCUCAGCACCGAGAACAGGCUCCUAACUAGUGAUUCACCUCGUUUCUCCUUUUCUUUGACCUCCUCCAUCCCUGCUGACUCUCUGCUGCCCACGUCCCUGCCCAGCGGUGCUCUGCUCAACCGCUUGGCUCAGCCUCCAUCAUUCCUGCAUGCCGGUCCUGGGGAGCAACAGAAGAGUGAUGUCGGAGGAGACGUUGGCAGAGAGGAAAUAUCGGAAGAGAUGCAGGCCAGUUUUGACGGAAUAAGUGUGGAGUCUGAAGAAGAUGAUGGUCGUUCUGAAGAGGAGGAGGAGGAGGAUUAUGUUUGCUCCACUCUUGAAUUACCUUCCCUGGAAACAGACUCGGUCAGCAAGGAAACCGAACCUGCUGCCAUCACACAGGAGGAGUUUCCUGUGUUUGAUAGAGGAAAUGAAAAAUUUGAGGAGGAGCUGAAGGACAAAAAGUAUCUCCUGCUGAAUGCAGUGUGCUGCUCCCUGGUCAGUAAGAACACACCUCCAGGUCAGGACACCUGGGACGCAGAGGACAGUGUUUGGACCAACAUCACAAACCUGGCAAAGGACAUUAGUGUCCACGACCCAGAGUUUCUUCUGAAGGUGGCAGUUUAUGCUCGACAGGAGCUGAACAUUCGCAUCACAGCAAACUUCCUAUUGGCUCUGGCGGCCAAUCAGCCCUCCACCAAGCCUCAUGUCCGCAGGUACUUCUGUGCCGCAGUGCAGCUGCCCUCUGAUUGGCUGGAAAUCGUCCGGAUCUAUAGCACAUGCUUCAGCCACUCCCUGCCGAUGUGUCUGAAGAAAGCCAUGGCUGACAAGUUCAAGCAGUUCAGCGAGUAUCAACUGGCGAAGUACAACACACGCAAGCACCGCUGCAAACGCAGCCCCAAGAGUCGCAAAGGAAAGAAACCCACUGAGGCGCAGCUGAAACAGUGGGCAGACACGCUCAGAUCAGAGCCAUCUAUUCUGAAGAAGUUUCUGACGACAGACAAGAAGGUGGUGGAUAAAAAGCAGAGUGAGUUCACGAUGAAGAAGAUGAUAAAGAGGCUUCACAUCAAAGGGCCGGCCAAACACAUCAUGGCCAUUCUGGGAAAAAAGUAUCCUGCUGACCUGAAGGCCUUCAACCACAGUGGAAUGGAGGGUGUGUGGGAGAGGGAGCGAGCCGGGCAGCGCAUGAAGCUCAAAGAGCCGGAGACUUGGGAACGACUGGUCAGUGCAGAGGGCAACAAGGCCGCCACCUGGGAGAAACUCUUAGAUAACAAUUCUCUUCCGUUCAUGGCCAUGUUGAGGAACCUGAGGAACAUGAUCACUCAGAGCAUCAGCGAGGCUCAUCACAAGAAGGUCCUCAGCAGACUGAGCAACAAGAAAGCCGUCAUUCAGAGCCGACAGUUUCCUUUCAGAUUCCUCGCUGCCUACAAAGUCAUCAUGGAGCUUCAGGCUUUGGCCUCCACAGCACAGCAAGCGGUUCCCUCAGCACAGGAGAUCCUGAAGGGAAUCCUGAAGAAGUUUCCCAAGUGCAAGCGUACCAGGCGUCUGGACUGGGAGACGACUAAGAAGAAAAGGGUGAAGAUGACGCUCCGCGUGCCGUUUGUCUAUCAAAAGUACAGACUGAAGAAAGCCCAGCUUCUCAAGGCCAACCAGAGGCAGUUCACUGUUGCUCUGCUGCAGCGUUACUGCAAAGCUCUGGAGACGGCGGUUCAGAUCUCCUGCCGUUACAACGUGCCACCGCUCCCAGGUCGGACCGCUGUCAUCCUCUUCACCGACCUGCCAACUACACGGAACUGGGACCAGAAACAGGACUUCUGCCUCCCACCAGCAUCUGAGGAAAAAGGCAAAGAGGAGGACGACAAGGAGGACGACGACGACGACGAGGAGUGGGAAGACGCCGAUGAGGAGGAUGAGGAGGACGAGGAGGAGGACGACGAAGAGGAGGACGAGGACAAGGAGGAGGAGGAAGAAGAAGAAGAAGAUGCCUCAAGCCUCAGGAGGAGGAAUAAGAAGAAGGAGGAGAAUGAAGACAAGCUCAGUCCUUCUAUGAUGGAGGCGGCGAUGCUGCUCUCGCUGAUGAUCUGCAGCAGCGCAGAGGACGGCCAGCUCCACUUAGUCGAUAACGGUCACGGCGAAGAAGCAAAGCUCAAGUCUGACGUCCUUUUGGAAAAUGUCAGAAGUGGCAUGGCUCAAUUGAAGUCAUUUGAUAAGGUUCCAUACGAGGAGAGGGCACAAGACUACCUCGACAAAGUAUUUACCAAGACAAACAAGAUUGACAACAUCAUCGUAGUGGUUGAACACUCGCAUAAAGCUGUUAAUCACAUGAUCAACAACUACUCGAAGGACGUGAACAGCCAACCCCUCGUGGUGGAAAUCGUCUUAUCGGGAUACGUGAGACCCUCCACCGCCAGGAACCAUGUUGUGUUGCAGGGCUUCAGUGAGCAAAUACUGAGGUUUGUGGCCGAACGAGGAUCUACCAGGCUGAUGGACCAUGUGGACCAUUUGGACAAACUGUACAACGUCCCACCACCAGAGGGAGCCAAAGACCCUCAGAAUGCAAACAGUGUCGUCUCAAUUCCAGUCAGCCCCAAGUUAAGGUGGCGAGGAGUCCGCGUGUUCAUCUCCUCCACCUUCAGGGACAUGCACGCCGAGCGGGACAUCUUGGUGUGGAGCGUCUUCCCGGAGCUGCGGCGUCGGGCUGCGUCUCACUGCCUCUACCUGCAGGAGGUGGAGCUGCGCUGGGGCGUGACAGAGGAGGAGUCGUGCCGAGCCACCGAGCUGUGCCUGUCGGAGGUGUGUCGCAGCCAGAUGAUGGUGGGAGUGCUGGGGGAGCGCUACGGCCUGGUGCCCCCCAAACCCGUCCUCCCUGACCUGCCACAGCACAGCUGGCUGGCGUCGGCCCCGGAAGGUCUGUCCAUCACAGAGAUGGAGAUACGUCAGUUUCAGGCUCUUUUCCCUGAUUCAGUGAACCAGAGAAUGUUCUGCUACUUCAGAGAUCCCAACAUUACCAAAUCAGUUCCGGCGGCCUGGAGAUCUGACUUUGCUCCCGAAUCAAAAGAGGCGGAGUCCAAGAUGGCCUCUUUGAAAAGCAGCAUCCGAGCCAGUGACAUCAAGGUCACUGAGAAUUACCCGUGUGAGUGGGGGGGUGUUGUGGAAGGAAAACCGUAUCUGAGAAACCUGGAGGACUUUGGUAAAGCUGUGCUCGACGACCUUUGGACGGCUGUGGUGAAGCAGUUUGUGGAAGAGGACGAGGAGGCCGAGGCUGCAUCGGAUGUGAGCGAGCAGGAGGUGCACCAGGAGGCGCUGCAGAGGCAGUUCUUCGGCAGGGCGAAGCUGCUGUCCAGAGCUGUGGAGGUGGUGGAGCAGGUCCAGAGCAAAGGAGGGCUGAUGGUGGUGGACGGAGGACCUGGAGAGGGAAAAACUGUCUUCAUGGCGGCUCUCGCUGACGCCCUCAGGACCAGAGACAAGUCCAAGUCCAACCUGGUCUGUGAUGUCAUCUCCUACUCCACAGCUGCCAGCCAAUCAGCACGCUCGGUCCAGAACCUUCUCCGCUGCCUCGUUCAGUGGUUUAGAAAAAUAAGAAACACCGAGAAGAAAUCUCCUCUUCCUCACUCAUACAAAGAUUUGCUCUCAGAGUUUCACUCCGCGUUGAGCGACGUGAAGCGGAACAAACCUCUGGUGCUGAUGGUAGAUGGGAUGGAUGGCGUCCAAGAUGGCGGAGGUCAGCUCAACUCUAACUGGAUACCCCAGCAGCUUCCACAGGGUGUGUGUUUGAUCGUGAGCAUCACACCUAAAGCGGAUCUCUUACAAACGCUGGUCAAGAGGAGGAGCACUGUCCCGUUCACCCUGGGACAGCUCACCAUGCCGGACAGGAGGGAAAUCAUUCAGAGAGGACUGGAAGCUUUUGGGAAGAAGCUGAGUGACACUGCGUUCAACAACCAGCUCCAGAACCUGAUAAUGAAGAAAGGAGCGAUGAGUCCUCUGUUCCUGCAUCUGGCCUGUGAAGACCUGAGGAACUUUGCCUCCUUCGAUCAGUUGAAGAAGACCCUGCAGGACCUGCCUGAGUCUCUGAGUCAGUUGGUGCAGCACAACCUGAACAGACUCUGCUCGCAGCACAGAGGCAUGCUGGGACUGCGUUGGACCCUGGCGGUCCUCACCGUCAGCCCGACCGGCCUGAGGGAGAGAGACUUGUACUCCGUACUGAACACAUGCAAUCACCUGUCCUCACAGGACAGGCCGGUGUCAUGGCAGGACGUGCUUCAACUGUCCUGGACGCCCAAAGGACGCGUUCCAAUGGCAACUUUCACCAGUUUAGUGCAGAGUUUACGAAGUCUGAUUGGUUCGUCUCAUUGUCACAACACCGACGACUUGCUGUCUCUCACGAACCCGGAGGUGCGGCAGAGCUUUGAGGACUUUCUCCUCCCAGCAGAAAGUGACAGGACCAGAGCUCACCUGGUGCUGGCAGCUCAUCUGUGGACGCUGGCCGACCCCCAGGAAACCAACACCUUCCUCCACUGUGAGGCCAACUCCCUCAUGCACCUGCCCUCCAACCUGAUCGAGAGUGGCCAACUGGAGGCGCUCGGUUCCCUGCUCUCCAGCUACUACUUCCUGUAUGCUUGUGUGCGCCACGGCCUCCUGCACCACCUCCUGGAAACCUACAGCUUAUACGAUAAGAAGGAGAAGUCUGCUCCUUCCUGUAAGUGCCUGCAAAUGGACAGAUUCCUGCCAGACGUGUUUAAGUCCUCAUACAAGUUUCUCUUUAUCCUAACAGCGGGCGUCCUGGACCAUUUGGAGGACUGCUGGAGUUUCCUGCGGCGCCACGCCUCCCUGCUCUCGUCCUGCCCACCUCUGUUCAUCCAGCAGGCCUUCAACGAGCCCCCCGAGACCUCUGCUCACAUCUGGGCCCAAGGCAUGGUGGGAAAAGGAGGCAUCAGGGUGGUCGAGUGUCUGAACAACAAAGAUCAGAUUGAUCAAGACACCAGUGAGCUGGUGUCGAGCUUCUCCUCUGAUCCCACCUGUUUGGAUGUGAGUCCGGAUGGAGAGCUGAUGGUGGUCGGUACCGGUCAGGGAACGCUGCAUUUUAUCAACGCACAGACGGGACAGAAAGUGAAGUCGCUGGUGAGCAGCUGUGACGGCAUCUCCAGCUGCGUCUUUCUGAAGGACGGACAUCUUGCUACGACCUCCUUUGACGGACGAAUAGAGAUCUGGGAAAUCCAGACCGGCUGCAGGACUGCUCUUAUUAAGGGCCACGUGAAUGUGAUAACAGCGAGUGAUAUCUCUGCAGACCACAGGCACCUGGCCACUGUGUCUCUGGACUUCAUGCUGAAAGUGUGGUCCGCCACUCAAUGUCAUGAGGUAGCAGUGCUGACCAGCCCCAGCCCCAUGAACUGUGUGACCUUUGACCCCGAGGCGCGCCUGCUGGCUGCUGGUUGCUGGGAUGGGAAAGUGAUCGUGUGGAACUGGCUUCAGAAUGAAACUCAAACUUCCCUGUGUGGUCACCAGCGCUCCGUGCGAAGCGUCUCCUUCUCCUCCUCCUCCUCCAUGCUCUGCUCUGGCUCGAUAUCCGGAGAGGUCAGGGUGUGGUCGGUGCCCACCUCCACCUGUGUGGGAUGUUUCCAGGCUCACCACGGAGCCACAGAGGUCCUCACCUUCCUGGAUGAAGGAGCCAUGCUGCUGACCGGCGGCUCCGAUCACAUGCUCCAGCUCUGGUCAGGAGGACUCGGACGUUCUGUCGCUGCACUAAAAAGUGAUAAUUGUGACCUGGAGCCUCCUCAGAAGAAACUCAAGACCGUGAACUCAGUUUCCGCGGCGCUGUGUGUGGCUGUGAAUGGAGACUACGCUGCUGUGGGCUACCAUGGGGAAGGCAUCAAACUCUUCAGUCUGGACUCAGGUAAGAUGAUUUGGUCGUCCAGGGACCUUGACGUGUCCAUCCUGUGCCUGCUGUGGGUCGCUCUGGACGCAGAGCAGACCAAAGCCGAGCUGCUGGUGUCCGGAGGGAGCGACAAACAUCUGAGAGUCUGGAGGAGAGAAGAGGGAGAGGAGGGGACGUUCAGGAGCCUGGGAAUAGUGGGAACGUUGGGUGUGCAACCAGGUGACAUCCUGGCACUGGCUCAGAACUCUACUUACCUGGCGACAGCUUCAGAUAACUUCACCAUUGCUUUGUGGCUGUUGAGCGAUUUGUCCGUUGGCUCCCAUGUGGAGCCUCAUGUGUUGCUGAGGGGCCACAGAGGAGGAGUCACCUGUUUGGCCUUCAGCCCCGACGGUGGACAGCUACUCUCCGGUGGAAAAGAUACGGCUCUGAUGGUUUGGGACAUGAACCCGUCACCUCCUGUUCUUUCUAAGUCCCUCCCUCACUCUCACAGAGACUGGAUCACAGGCUGCGUUUGGACCCCAGACUGUGUGAUCAGCUCGUCUAACGAUGGCAGACUGUGUUUGUGGGAUCUGAAGACGGGCAAACAACUCAGAGAAAUCUCCUGGAGUAGUGCUCUGACCUCUGUCUGCUGUCUGGGACAGUACGUGAUCGCCGGCUGUGCAGAGGGAGCUCUUCAUGUGUGGAGCUGGGAAACCAACGUAGAAAUCGGCCACAUCUCUGCUCACAAGCAGCGAAUACACCACUGCUCCCUCCUCACUGACACAGACAAGAACAAAGAAGUCAACCCAGAGGAAAUGACUGUUCUCACUGCAUCUGAUGACGGCACAGUGCAGCUCUGGAAACCACUACAGAUGGAACACUUCAACAGCUUCCUGGGUCACAGCGGAACGAUUCACGGAGUCGUCCGCAAGCGAGGAGUCCCAGAGUUCCUCACUGUGUCUGAAGACUGCUCACUGCGAAGCUGGACAUGGACGACAAAGAGUCCUCUCCGACACUCGGACCCCAUCACAGCUCUGUGCUUCUCUCAGAGCGCCGACUUGUGUCUCGCUGGUUAUACAUCCGGUUUGCUGGAGAUGUGGCAGCACAACGCUGUGGUUUGCCGCAAGCAGGCUUCAGACAGCAGCGUCACAGCAAUCUGCUCCUUGUCUGACGGCCAGUUUGCUGUGGGCAGCUUGAAAAAGGUUGUGGAUGUGUGGAAGCUUGUGUGGAAUCAACAGCACGACAGUGGAAGUCUGGUAAAGGUGACCACGUACACAGUGCCGUAUCCUCUGGUCAGCCUCUUCUUCUGCUCGUCCCUGAUCGGUGUGUCCAGCAGCGGAUUCAUAUUUGACAUCACUAACAACAGGGCGGAUAUAUGGAGCUGGUUCAACAGAGUCCGGUUCCUUGGUGUAAACCGUAACAGCGAGAUGAGCGUGUGGCUGGCGGGCGAAGAGAAAGGAGAAGUUCGCAUCGGCUUCAUCUUUUCCAUGGGCCCCAAAACUGAACUCAGCUCAGCUUUCAACUCGAUGAAGUCAAGGCUUGAGCAGCAGCAGGAGGAGGAUAUGGAGAGGAAGGAGAAGAGGGCAAGCCCAAGCGCAGUAUCAGCUGUAACAAUGGACAGAGAGUUCAUUGUGUGUGGAGACAUGAGUGGAAACAUGUGGUUCAACCAGACUUCAGAGGUUUCAAUAUGGACCAGCAGGAAACCUGCUCACGAUGACAGGAUCAGUGUGCUGAGACUCACUGAAAGCACCAUCAUCUCUGCCUCCUACGACAAGACGGUGAAGCUGUGGGACAGAACCACUGAGAAACAGGUGGGCAUGUUUGUGUGUGGAGGUCCGGUCCUGGCUUUGGAGGUGAAUCCAGAAAAACCAACUGAGCUGGUUUGUGCCGACGGACAAGGAAAGCUCUACUUUCUCUCCUGGAAGGAGUAAUACACGAAAAACACUUAAACGCUACACUUACCAAAGAUUAUAGGAAAUACAUAUACACAGCUGUUUUUGUUUUGUUUGUUCCAAUAUGGUAACGUGCAAUUAAAGGUAAUGAAAAUAAGGGGAAAUCUAUGUUUCAGUUGUAAAGCUCUAAUUAUAUAAUGUUUACAUGUGCCUUUGAUUAAGAUGAAGAAAACUUGCAAUUAUAAGAUGCAAGUAUAAAAUAUAUCAAGCUCUAAAAAUAUAUUCUUAUUGUUUUAUUGGAGCUAAACGUAUUUAUGCUUAUUUUGGAAAAUGUAAUUGAAUGAAUAGAAGAAUGUGGGAUAUCAAUCUUUCGAGGUGCAAUGGGUUUAUGACCAUGAAUGAUAUUUUCUUUGACAAUAAAGUAUUUGCACUGUG
Molecule: messenger RNA, 8562 nt
Organism: Pleuronectes platessa (European plaice)
Lineage: Eukaryota; Metazoa; Chordata; Actinopteri; Pleuronectiformes; Pleuronectidae
Gene: tep1
Product: telomerase-associated protein 1
Exons: 55
Coding region: 160-8166 (2668 amino acids)
Biological process (GO): telomere maintenance via recombination
Cellular component (GO): telomerase holoenzyme complex
Molecular function (GO): telomerase RNA binding; protein binding; telomerase activity
Source: RefSeq, a predicted model, not a curated record